GAGAACGAAUCGACUCGGCGUUCUUUUCAUGUCAGCCCAGCUUUAGACCAACCACGCAGCAACAGACUGCGAAUUCGAAUAGCCCUGAACCAUUCGAGAUAUUCAAGUUCAUCGCAAACAGCGGUGGCGGAAGGCCAUGGACACGACGAGCAUGAUCCAUCGCACGCUGGUCGUGGAACAAGGCGUACAACCCCCGGAUGGCGGCUGGGGCUGGGUGGUGGUGCUGGCAGGCUUUGUGUGCCACGUGGUGGUCGACGGCAUAAUCUACUCGUCCGGGGUCUUCUUUGACGAAUUUCUCAGCUACUUCGGCGAGGGACACGCGCUCACCUCCUGGAUCGCCUCCAUCCUCAUGGGCUCCUACUUCAUCUCCAGCCCGAUUGCAAGUGGCUUGACCAUCCGGUAUGGCUGCCGAACGACGGUCAUCACGGGCUCGCUCCUGUCCGCGGUGGGCCUCUUCCUUAGCAUCUACGCGCCCAAUAUCCUCUACCUGUACUUUUCCUUCGGGCUCGUGGCCGGAACGGGAUUCGGCCUCAUCCUGCUGCCGGCCGUGGUGUGCGUGUCCACUUACUUCAAUAGGCGUAGGUCGCUGGCCACGGGCGUGACGGUUUGCGGCUCCGGCGUAGGCACCUUUGUGCUGGCACCGCUCGUCCAGCUCCUGAUCCGUCUGUACGGCUGGAAAGGCACGCUCAUCGUGUGCUCGGGGCUCUCGCUCCAGGGCGUAGUGGCGGGCCUCCUGAUGCGGCCGGUGCAACCAGCGUCGCCCCUCGCAUCCCGGGAGCCCUCGUCAUCGUACGAGCCCGCGGAGCGGUCAUCGACGCUUUCGAGACACCUGGCCGUAUACGAGUUGCCCGUUCGCACUCCUUCAACGGACGCGGGCGUGCAACUGCAAAUGGUGGGCGAAGGAGCCGAGAGUUUUCAUACGCACGUGAGGCUCCGCAAGGACCUGUUCUACGCGGGCUCGCUGCCGGAGGAACAGCGGCAGCCCGUCAUGUCUUUCUUCGCCACCGACAGCACUCUGCUUGACUCCCCGGACCACUCCCACGUAAUCACCCUCGUCGACAACCGGAACCUUCUCUGCAGGACGCUCUUCUCGUACCAGAUGACGGCCGCAUUCUACGAGAUGCUCGACUUCCGGCUAUUCGGCGACCGGGUCUUCCUGGCCUUCGCCUUGUCCCGCUUCCUCUGCGGCCUGGGGUACAGUGUGCCCUACCUGUUCCUGUCUAGCAUGGCCGUCGAACUGCUCGCUGUCACCGCGGCAGAGGGAAGCUUUCUGGUGUCGCUGAUCGGCCUGAGCAACGUACUGGGCCGCGUGCUGGUGGGCGUGGCAUCAGACAGCGUGGGCCGAGGCCGCCUCUGGCUGUACAUGGCCUGCGUCGUGACGUGUGGCCUGUCCACCGUCCUCUGCGUCAUGUGCACCUCGUACUCCUGCCUGAUAGUCUACACGGCCGUGUACGGCGCUGCUAGUGGGGGCUUCAUCACACUCAGCUCGAUUGUGGUCGUUGAUCUGGUCGGACUCAACAACCUCACAAACGCGUACGGCUUGAGUCUGCUCUGCAUUGGAGUGGCUGCCCUUGUUGGACCGCCACUUAACGGUCUUAUCCAUGACGUGUUUGAGUCAUACAUGCCCGGAUUUCUGUUGGCUGGAGUCAGCCUCUACGUGGGGGGCGUGACCCUGCUAGCGGUGCCUUACCUGCAGAGUGGCCGCAGGCGCCGUGGCAGACACGUAAUUUUUCACUCGAAUGCCUGACGUCCGGGGUAUUCAUAAACGCCUGAAGCCGGGACGUCAGUAUAUAUACCUAUAUACUAUGCUCAAUAGAUCAUCAGGACUGCCGAGCUUCCUGCAUGCAGCUUGGCAUCGCAUGUUCUUAACGAAAGAUUUCUUUUUCUAGACGCUAUAAACAAAUAAACGAACAAUUCCACGAGAUGCUACUUUCUGUACUAGGGCACGUCAUAUUUCCAAGUUACCGGUGAGACACCAGCUGGGGUUUAGAGUGUAGUACGUGGGUUUUUGCAUUUGUUCAAGCUUGCAGAGGGUACGUCACAACCUUAGCUACGGGCUUGAUUUGGUUACAUGGUUACAUGUACAAAAGGCGUGACGGCAGGUCAGGAGAGUUCACACGUAUCAAUGCCCCUUGAUGAAGAGCCCUCCCUUUGAAAGUAAUAAAAAUUGCCCGAGCA
This is a messenger RNA of Ixodes scapularis (black-legged tick), 2178 nucleotides long. RefSeq names its product monocarboxylate transporter 10-like. Bases 137 to 1747 code for a protein of 536 amino acids. Gene Ontology annotation, biological process: transmembrane transport; monocarboxylic acid transport. The record is from RefSeq and is a predicted model, not a curated record. Lineage: Eukaryota; Metazoa; Arthropoda; Arachnida; Ixodida; Ixodidae. Gene Ontology annotation, molecular function: monocarboxylic acid transmembrane transporter activity. The transcript has a single exon.